AUGAACUUGCACGGGAGAAGAGGGCUAACAUCUUUCUUCUUUCUGCAUCUCGGAAUCUAUCUUGCUCUCAAUAUGCAUAGUUCACGAGCCGACGCCUUUUGGAUUGCUAAUCUUAACAUAUCGUUUCGUUUAGGGAAUCAGACUGUGUGGGAGAUCACAGAAAAUGGGGUAUUUGCCAAAGCCUCUCCUUUGAAGAAGGUGUCCGGAGUUGUGGUACCUCCAGAGGAGCCACAUCAAAAUGCCUGCAGUUCGGUAACACAUUUUAAUAAGCCAGUAAAUGCGGACAGCUGGAUAGCUCUCAUCAUGAGGGGACAUUGUUCAUUUACAAGAAAAAUAAGUGUGGCUGUAGCGAAGGGAGCUGUUGGUGUGAUCAUUUAUAAUUAUCCGGGUACAGGUAACAAUGUGUUUCCUAUGUUUAACUUUGGUGCAGAAGAUACUGUAGCAGUUAUGAUCGGUAACCUGAAAGGCAUGGACCUCUUGCAUUUGAUUCAGAAUGGCAUCCAAGUGAUGGUAACAAUUGAAGUGGGAAAGCAUUAUUACCCAUGGCUAACUCAUUAUAUGGGUACCAUUUUUGUCUUUGCCUCAGUCGCUGUGGCAUAUUUCACCUUCUACUGUGCUGCUAGGCUCCGGAGAUCAAGGGAUCCAACUGAGAGGUGCCAGCAAAUACUUGAUAUUAAUAAGGCCAUGAAACAUCUUGAACUUCGCACAUUAACAGAGUCUGACAAGGAAGUUGGAUCAAAUGGAGAGAGCUGUGCAGUGUGUUUAGAAAUGUACAAGCCUAAAGAUGUAGCUCGUGUUUUGCACUGCCGACAUCUUUUCCACAAAACCUGUGUUGAUCCUUGGCUUUUAAAGCACCAGACGUGCCCUGUGUGCAAGUGGGACAUGCUUGGAACAGUGGAAAGUGUUACAACAGAAGCAGAGCCUUUGGGUACUCCAGCAGCAAAUGAAACGCCUUCCAUCAUCAGCUCUGCUAAUGAAGAAGACCGUCAAGAAGCACAUGCAGGAAUGCAAAAAGGCACAAAGGCACAACCUGGAAGCAAAUAACCUCUCCCAUUCUGGUCGCUUCAUUCUUAAGGCUCAAGCUUAAGUGUGUGUGAAAUAAAAGUUUUACUGCAUCCGCACAGUUUUUUCCAAGUUCUGUUUAACAUCUGUAUGAGCCAUUGAGAGUGAUAAUUUAGGGAUAUGGGCCUUCAGUAUGUGGUGAUUCACAGCUCUUAUUUCUCAAAAAGAAUUAGCAACAUGUGGUCCUUGAAAUAUAUUGGCCUACAGCUCUCAUGAUUCCUCACCUGCCCAGGCCUGAUGAAAGCUGUCUGCCAUCCGGAAGAUCAGAAAUAGUUGUCCUCUCCUCUUUAAUACCUGAACUGGAUAUGGUCUAGAAGGCCCUGGAUGCAGUGGCCAGCUUGAUGAGGGCUAAUACACUUUGAAUUCUGGAAAAGCAGAAGCAGCACAGGUAGGUUACAGAUGUAGAAAAAAAGUCAGUUCUCUGUUCUACAUGGGAUUGCAAUCCCUAUGAAAGAACAGAUGUAUAAAUUGGGGGUGUUCGUCUCUGUCACCAGAUGCGCAACUGUUCUUGGUUGCUAGAAGUACCUUUCAUCUGUUUCAGCUGGUACAUCAACUACAUCCAUUCUUGGCUGACUUGCCCAUGAAGCUGGGUAAGUCACUGGUAAUCUCGAGUGGAUCAUUGCAAUGUUCUGUAUAUGAAACUACCCUUGGGUUUGGCCUGGAACUUGCAGCUGGUGCAGAAUGUCACUGCAAGGUUGCUGAAGGAGACUUCCUUUCAUCAGUGUGUUGCACCUUUUCUACAAAUUGCACUGACAUCCAAUAAGCUGCUGGGAAAAAUAU
This is a messenger RNA of Varanus komodoensis (Komodo dragon), 1842 nucleotides long. RefSeq names its product RING finger protein 148-like. The transcript has a single exon. NCBI's taxonomy places the organism in Eukaryota, Metazoa, Chordata, Lepidosauria, Squamata, Varanidae. The coding region runs from base 1 to 1044 and encodes 347 amino acids. The record is from RefSeq and is a predicted model, not a curated record.